AUGGCAACGCUUUCGCAGGCUCGCCUUUCCGGGUGGGCGUCACGUUGGCUAACAGAUGAACUUGUUGCGCUGUCCAAGGCGGGCAAUUGGGAAUCUGCCAUGGCCACAUUGGCACAACUGCAGCAAGCAAACAUAGUGCAGAGCAAUGUGUUUCACUAUACCACUGUUAUUAGUGCUUGUGGUCGGUCAGGAAAGUGGGAAGCGGCGAUGUCCGUCUUUACACAUAUGGUGAAGAACGAUGUGAAACCCAAUGUUUAUACUUACACAGCUCUUAUUAGCGCAUGUGCUGCGGCCCAGAAACCAGAUGUUGCGCUCCGGAUGUAUGCUCACAUGCGACUCGCAGAGGUUCUUCCGAAUGUGCGUACAAUGACAGCGCUGGCGAAUGCAUGCUCCCGUGCUGGGCAAUGGGAGCGAGCUAUAAAAAUUUUGCGGGAGUGUGAAGAACUUUCUAUCGCACCAAAUGUCUUCACAUACACCGCCGUAAUAGAGGGGUGUCGCCGUGCAGGAGUUUGGAAGCCCGCGGUGGAACUUCUCAAAGAGAUGCGAGACCCUUUAAAAGUUCGUCCAAACGACGUGACAUACAACACAGUUCUUGGCGCCUGUGCUGCAGCUUCAGCCCAUGAGCCGGCACUCAAAGUGUAUGCCGCCAUGGUAAGUGAUGGGUAUAUGCCGGUCUUGUAUACAAGAACACUUUUGACAGGGUUGUUGAAGAACACCGCCCUUGACGGACUGGCGGAUGAAUUGCAGGUGCGCAAUGGCACAUGGCGCGAGGCGCACGUGCCAGAUUCAGACCCUGCUGCGAUCUUGGAGUUGACCCGUGAAGCGAGUGCAAAAGAAGAAGCGGAGGAAGUGCAAGAGACGGAACCAAAAAAAGAAGCUCAACUCCGCGCAGGUGUUGCGGGCGGGAAUGGGGAUUAG
Molecule: messenger RNA, 918 nt
Organism: Trypanosoma cruzi
Lineage: Eukaryota; Euglenozoa; Kinetoplastea; Trypanosomatida; Trypanosomatidae
Exons: 1
Coding region: 1-918 (305 amino acids)
Molecular function (GO): protein binding
Source: RefSeq, a predicted model, not a curated record